Messenger RNA from Grammomys surdaster, 6855 nucleotides. RefSeq names its product U3 small nucleolar RNA-associated protein 14 homolog B. The record is from RefSeq and is a predicted model, not a curated record. Gene Ontology annotation, cellular component: nucleolus; small-subunit processome. The transcript is spliced from 2 exons. Gene Ontology annotation, biological process: rRNA processing. Bases 293 to 2578 code for a protein of 761 amino acids. Lineage: Eukaryota; Metazoa; Chordata; Mammalia; Rodentia; Muridae.
GGUCUUACUGUUAACUCCAAGCUGACCUUGAACUUGCUGUGAGGCUCAGGUUGGCCUUGAACUUGAGAUCCAUCUGCCUUAGUCUUAGCCUCCUGAGUGGCAUAUCACCAACUUUGGGUUGCUGAGUGGAUUGCCAUCCGUGUAUAUAAAACUUGACAUCUCAAUAAAUAAGAUUCUCAGAAAACAUCUAUGUCAGAGACAGUGGGCAGUAAAUAGAUGAAGCCAAAGAUGAGUGAGACCAGACACUUCUUCAAGAGCUUACAGGCCCUGUGAGAGGAAGCAGGCUCCUACCAUGAACAUGGCCAGGAAUGUGGCAGAUCUUCUGGCUUCGAGCCAGCAGGAAGAACUAGUGGAUUUGCCAGACAACUACCCAUUGAGUACAAGUGAAGAUGAGGGGGACAGUGAUGGAGAACGGAAAUGUCAAAAGCUCCUGGAAGCAGUCAAUUCCCUUGGUAGAAAGAAUAAAUGGAAGUUGGCAGAGCGAUCUGAGGCUAGUCUAAGAGUGUCAGAGUUCAAUGUUACUUCUGAAGGGUCAGGUGAAAAGCUGGUCCUUUCCGAUUUGCUUGGGUCUGCUACAGCAUUACCUUCGUUGGCUGCUGUGAAAAAACAACUGCAUAGAGUCAAGUCAAAGACUCUGACCACACCCCUUAGCAAAGAAGAGGCUGACCGGACCCUCAGAGAAGCAGCAUUCAGCAAAACCUCACAAAUGCUCUCCAAGUGGGAUCCUGUUGUUCUGAAGAACCGGCAAGCAGAGCAGUUGGUUUUUCCCAUGGAGAAGGAGCCGCCAGCUGUUGCUCCCAUUGAACAUGUAUUCACUGGCUGGAAAGCAAGAACCCCCCUGGAACAAGAAGUUUUUAACCUCCUUCAUAAGAACAAGCAGCCAGUAACAGACCCUUUAUUGACUCCCUUGGAGAAAGCCUCCAUCAAAGCCAUGAGCCUGGAAGAAGCCAAAAUACACCGAGCAGAGCUUCAGAGGACGCGAGCUCUGCAGUCCUAUUAUGAGGCUAGAGCUCGAAGAGAGAAGAGAAUCAAGAGUAAAAAGUACCACAGAGUUCUAAGGAAAGGGAAGGCCAAGAAAGCCUUAAAAGAGUUCGAGCAGCUGUGGAAGGACUGCCCAAGUGCUGCAUUACAAGAACUGGAAAAAAUGGAAAAAAUCAGAAUGACAGAACGGAUGAGCCUUAAGCACCAGGGCAGUGGGAAAUGGGCAAAGUCAAAGGCAAUUAUGGCCAAAUAUGACCAGGAGGCUCGAAAAGCUAUGCAAGAACAAUUGGCUAAGAACAGAGAACUGACACAGAAACUCCAGGUAGUUUCAGAGAGUGAGGAAGAGGAUGGAUGCACAGAAGAGGGAAUAGUCCCUGUCUCUGAUGGAAUGGAUGACCUACAGGUGAAUGCAGAUGCUGUAAAUCCCUGGAUGCUUAGCAGUUGCAACAGCAAUGCAGAAAGAGGUGAGAUCAAGACAGACCCUGAACAGAUGCCUGAAUUUGUGGCCCAUGUGUCUUCUGAGAGUGAGGGAGAUGAAAGACCAGCGGCAGAAGAACUUGUGUUGAAAAAAAGAUCCUUUCAAGAAAGAGUUGAUUCCAAUAAUGCUAAGCCAAUGGGUGGCCAAGAAAGAGAAGAUUCUAAUAGCCAGGAGGUAUUAUCUGAAUCGAGAAUAUUGCUUCAGAAACUCAACAAGGAAAAUCAUCAACUUGAGAAUCAAAAAGUGAGUUCACUGGAAACUGUUCUUCAUAUCCAGGAAGAAGACCUUGCCUCAGAGAAGUUCUUGGUGCUUCAAAGGCUAGAGAGAGCACAUGCUCUGGAACAACAAGGAGAGUUGGGCAAAGAGGGACAUCCAAAAAAGGGGAUUUCUAGACCUGUGUUGAAAGGGGUGUGGAGGGAAGUGAACCCACCCACCAAACCUGAUGCCUCUGGAGAGAAGAAAAAGAAGGAACAAAUGAUUGAUCUGCAGAACCUCCUAACUACUCCAUCUCCUUCUGUGAAGUCUUUGGCAGUGCCCACAGUACAGGAGUUGGAAGAUGAAGUGGAAACAGGCCACAAGCAGCUAAUAAAGGAAGCUUUUGCUGGGGAUGAUGUCAUAAGAGAGUUCUUAAAAGAGAAAAGGGAAGCUAUAGAGGCAAAUAAGCCAAAGGACUUGGACCUGUCAUUGCCUGGAUGGGGUGAGUGGGUUGGUAUGGGCCUGAAGCCCAGUGCCAAGAAAAGACGUCGUUUUCUUAUUAAAGCUCCUGAAAGUUCUCCAAGAAAAGACAAGAAUUUGCCAAAUGUGAUUAUCAGUGAGAAGCGCAACAUCCAUGCAGCUGCUCAUCAGGUGCGGGUGGUUCCACACCCAUUCACCCACCACCAGCAAUUUGAAAGGACUAUCCAGAACCCUAUUGGGUACACAUGGAACACCCAGAGGGCCUUCCAAAAGCUGACAGUUCCCAAGGUUGGCACCAAACUAGGCCAUAUCAUUAAGCCCAUAAAAGCAGAAAAUGUAGGGUACCGCUCUUCCUCAAGGUCUGACCUUUCAGUCCUACAGAGCAAUCGGAAGUGCCUCUCCAGAAAGCAGCAAAAACAGCUGAAGAAAAGCUCUGCAGAUUGAGCUGCCAUUGGAGUAGCAUCUUUGUUCCUGGGACUAGGAACCGCUAGUGUUUGUCUUGGUUGCAUCAUUGUACAUCAGGAGCAUUUCCUAAAUGGACAGAACACGGUAUACUUAAGUCACAUUGUAGAAAUAAGGCAUUUUUACCUAGCAAAGAGCUUACAUUCAUUCCAUUUUGAGAUAUAUGAUAAAUUUAGAAACGAUUCAUUCAUGGGGAAAAUAUAGAGUGCCUAUAUAGGUCCCGGCUUAGGGAGGAAUGAGUGGACAGUGGAGUUCAGACUGGGAUUGGGCAGAGGAAGCAUGGGCAGCAAAAAAUGCCAACUAGUUUAGAUAUUAAGUUAAUAGAUACUGAUAUAGUGACUCAUAUAUGUAAUUCAGCAUUCUGGGAGGCUGAGGAUCAUUUAGUUGGGCCACAGAAUGAGAUCUUGGCUCAAAAAAACAAAACAAGUCCAAAAGUAUUCUAGGAAGAAAGGCGGAAAGAACAAAUUUAGAGACUUGGAGAAGACAGUGAAGAUAAAGGCGCAUAGAAUUUAAGAAUAAAGUGUUGCACAGCGCUACUAAGGUUAUAGUCCGCUAUGCUCGGAUAGCUUUCCUAGUGCAAAAUGGAGGAAUCCCUUUUCUUAGUGUGUUUCUUCUUUUCCUCCUGAUAUGGGGAACCUGACCCCCCAAUCUUCUACCUGAGGAAUGUCAUGUAAUCCUUGGAGGAAAUUACAGAUUCAAUUUCCUGGAAUGUCUUUCCAUGCAAAUGAGGUGUCCUCUGAACCUUAAACCUCAGCUAAUGAAACUUCACCUUAAGAAGAACCCCUUUCUACUCUCCAGGAUUAAUACAUAUAGCCCUUGAUUCACCCUGAAUGAGGUAUGUGCACACAAGCUGUUUCCUUGACUACUGUCUAAGAGAGCUGUUUUCUAAAAGUUAUAACACUGAAAUCUUCAGGCCCCCUUCCUCCAGCAUUCACUGUCAGACCUGGAUCCUGCUGACCCACCAGUUCUGGACUUCACUUCAUCCUUUCCUGCCUGGUGUGUAAAGGAAGAAUGAGACCGCAGAACUCGGCUUCAGUCCAUCCUUCCCUGCCUGACAUUCUAUGGAAUUCUGCUCCGCUCUGUCCUUCCUUCCCCUCUUGGUGUCCAGCAACCCCUGGACAUCCCAAGGGAAGAAGCUGAAAAAAACGGAAGCACGAAGUGUGACAGAGAAUCAGGAGUAUUGAAAAAUCAGUUAUGGAGAGCCUUAAAUGCUUUGCAGAGAAAUGGAUUAUUCUUUUCAACUCUUUUCUCUUAGGCAAUGUAGAGGAAUUAAGACUUGGAUAGGGGAUUGUUGUGGCAUUUAUGUUAAAGAAGUGGGUGCCAAGCUGGCAGCAUGCAUGCAGGAUGUAUUAAUGGAGGUAAGAGUUAAAAAUGUCAGCUAUAGAAGUUAGGGUAAGCAUGGGCAGGAGGGCUGGAUGACAGGAAGUAGAAUAAUCACCUGGCAACAGUUCUGGAGAAUAAGGGAGGAAAGGGAUUUUAUUGGAUACCUUGAAGUUUGAGCAAGGUUUUGAACCUGGAAGGAUUUUGUUUCCCAUUUUUACUUAUUCUUAGAAAGAUGGAAGGAUAGUGGAAGGGAAAUGCUUAUAUGGAAGUGGGAUGAAGAAUUCAGGGUUUAGAAAAUUCUUGUAUAUUUUUAAAAUGUAAAGCUAUGCAUGAUCAGACAUUCCUGUAAUCCCAGCACUUGGGAGCAGGCAGAAGCAGAAGGAUAGCUGAAAGUUAGAGGCCAGGAAAGGUCAACAUAAUUCCGGUUCUAAGUAAGAGUCAGUUAGAGGGGGGACUUGGAGAUAGGUGAGAGCUAGAUUGUGGAGCGAGGGAGUGGUAAGGUUGACUCCUUGAGUAUGGGGUUAGAAACUCUUCAUGUCUUAUAAUAAUUGGUACUCAAGAUUUUUAUCAAGAAUGUGGCUGCCAGAGAAUCCAUCUGCUAGUCUUUGGGACCAGAUUACCCAUGGAGUGAGGGGUCAUGUCUAGAGUACAGGUCAGAGAGAGCAGAUCAAUAGAUGAAGGACUUUGAAGUACCCAGAGACCAAAGUUGUUAUCUAAGUUACUAAUUUUUUUUCCUCUUUCCCUAUUGUGCCUUCAGCCUUGGCCUCAGGAAGUCUAGGCAAGUGCUCUGCUACCGAGCUACGUCCUCAGCUUUGUUUUGUUUUGUUUUGUUUUGUUUUUUAGACAGGCUUCUUGCUGGGCGUCUUAGACUAGCCUUGACCUGUAUAGGCCAGGCUGGCAGGCUGGAUUGGCUUUGAGCUUUCUAUUCUGUCUACCCAGUAAUCCCCUGUGAUUAGUAAUAAUUUUUUUUUUUAUGGCACUGGGAUUGAAGUCACAGACCUUAUGUAUGCUAUUCAUGAGCUCUGUCAACAAGCUAUAUCUUCAGCUGCCUCCCCACAUUUAGAUCUGUGCUCCUACCAGGGAAUUUUCUUUUGUCUUUUUUUUUGUUUGUUUUAAAGACAAUGUCUUUUUAAGUUGCUCAGGCCAGGCUUGAACUCACUAUUUAGUUCAGAUAGUCCUUGAACUUAGAAUCUUAUAGCCUAAGCUUCCCGAGUAGCCAGGUGUACAGACAUGUAUCACUGCUCAACAACUCAUUAUUUAACAUUUGUAAUUCACCUGUGUGUGUGUUCUUCAAUGUUUUGUCUGCACAUGUCCACCCACUCACCCACCCAUAUGAUGUAUGUUUCAGCAGGUUCUGUGAUGAUGGCCACUAGGGAUUGAGUAAUGAGUAAAAGACACUUUGUUCUUCAUGUAUAGAGAAGAUGGGCAGUAAGCAGUUUUAUAAGCAAUUAUUUAAUUAUAAGCACAGUAGGUACUACUAAGGCAAAACACAGAAUGUGGUGAAAGUGGAAAACUUUAAGCGGUAUUGGGCAAAUCCAGUAGGAGAGGGAUAGUAGCAGAGAGGUAGGGGAACUCGGAGGAUGCUAGGCCAGAGACUUAGCAGUUGGGAUGAGGUGGAGACCUGACAUUGGGGAUGGCACACAAUGCUCAGAAGGUGAGUAUUCUGUGGAGACUUUAUACUGGACCUAAAGUUUAAGACAUCAGAUCAGAGAAAGGUAAAAGGUAAAACUCCUCUCAUAAAGGCUAUGAACUGGGGUGGGAAAAUUAGGGAACUUGGAGAUUGUGCUGUGCCAACUGACCAGCAGUGUCUCAAGUCAGUUUGUUGUUUUGGUCUCAAUCACUACAAAAUGGUUAGUUUUAUUACUACAAGACAUGGAAAGAGUUAACAUUUGUCUUCUUGUUUGCAUUAUAUGAUUAGGGAUGUUAAAUUUACCAAAGUUAUUUUUGAACAAAAUACCUAUAAAAACUUCAAACUCACAGUCUCAAAGUCUGCCACCAUGCCUGGUUUAAGUUGUAUGUUUGUUGUUUUGAGCAAGGUUCCACUGUGUAGCCCUGGCUUGCCUAAACUUGCUAUGUAGACUAGACUAUAUUUGAACUUGUAGCUAUUCUUCUGCUUCAGCACCCUCCCAAAACCCCUGGCCCCCUUUCCUCCUUCCUUUCCUCUGUCUCCCCUUCCCCUUCCUUUCUCUUCCCUACCCUCCCUUUCUCCCUUCUUCCCUUCCUUUUUUUUUUUUUUUUUUUUUUAACGACAAGGUCUCUGUGGAACUCUGGGUGUCCUGGAACUUGUUAUAUAGACCUGGCUGGCCUGGAGGUCACAGAUUCACUUAAAUGCUGGGAUCAUUAUGAGCCAUGUUUCAAGUCAUAUGUUUAGAACAGGUAUAUUUCAAAUUAGUGUUUGGAUUCUCCAGGUUCUGUUUAGUUUGCUUUUAAAAAAAGCCAUACACUGGCUCAAUGGUUUGUGAUUUUUAAUAUAUAAAGUUUGUUCCUGUCUGAAUGUAUGGAAAUAAUUUGUUCACAUUUCCUUAAGAGUUUCCUUGAUUAUAACAGUAUAUGUUCUGUAUGAAAAGUAGAAAAUAUGUAAGAACAUAAGUUGGAAAAUUAAAAAUUAGUACUAAUUUUGUAACCAAAAUAUGGCCACUGCUGAUAUUUUUUGUUUGCUCACAAGUGAAACUAUAUUGUGUAUAUUCAAUAUUCAACCUAUUUUUUCUUGUUAAUAUGUCACAAGCAAUUAUAAUGUUAACAGAUGUUUGAAAUAUUUGUAGUGGCUAUAUAGUAAUCUGAUGAAUAUACAUGUCACAGUGUAUUUGAUAUUUCCCAGUUACUGUAUAUUUGCCUAUUUUCUUUUGAAUGCCUGUUAAAAUGACUUAUUAAAGAUUCCUAGAACUGAAGGAUAAAGGCUAUGUGCUCUUAAUAAAAACUGUAAACUUGCUUUCUAA